Molecule: messenger RNA, 2178 nt
Organism: Xenopus tropicalis (tropical clawed frog)
Lineage: Eukaryota; Metazoa; Chordata; Amphibia; Anura; Pipidae
Gene: pnoc
Product: prepronociceptin
Exons: 3
Coding region: 69-797 (242 amino acids)
Biological process (GO): neuropeptide signaling pathway; chemical synaptic transmission
Cellular component (GO): extracellular region; synapse
Source: RefSeq, a predicted model, not a curated record
UCCUGGUACCUGUAACCUGGAUACUUGGGCAGGAUCUGUUCAUUAUUGGCCCAGCUCUGUGUGAAGCCAUGAUGAAGGCGCUUCAGUGGAAUAUAGUCUUGCUGUGCUUGCUGGGACACGUGCUGUGCGACUGCCAGAAGGACUGCAUGACGUGCAACAAGCACCUCUACCAACAAGACAACUUCAACACUCUGCUUUGCAUCGUGGAAUGUGAAGGAAAGAUCUACUCCAGCUCCAUGUGGUCCAUAUGCAAAACCGUUCUGGUCCAGUCGUCGCUGCAGCUCAGCGUGGAUAGCGUGGGCGGCUUCCAGGAAGACUAUAAACCUAUAAACAUGGAAGACGGCCAGUUUGCCAGCAAUUUCAAGAGACUCAGCGAUCUCACAAAACUGGUCGACUUGAAUAAAAUGAAGGAAGGAAAGAGACUGUCGGACAUUAGCGACCUGAUCCGCGAACAGAGUGAGGAAGAUCCCAGCCUGGACGGCGCCGAGGGCGCGCUCGGAAUGGCCGCUUAUCCCGACGAGUUUGGCCAACUGCAAAAUCCGGCCAACGCCGUGUCCAAACGCUUUGGGGGGUUCGUGAAAGGAAAAUACAGCUACAGGAAAUUCAUGGGUCCCUCGAAGGAUCUCCAGAAGCGUUAUGGGGGUUUUAUUGGCGUCAGGAAAUCCGCCAGGAAAUGGAACAACCAGAAGCGAUUUAGCGAGUUUCUGAGACAAUAUCUGGGCAUGUCCACGCGCUCCGCCGAGUACGACAGCUUCACCAACGACGUGAGCGACAUAAACGGGCAGAACGAAAUCUAAGACUUCUUUAUCGAGGCGCAGAAUUUGAUUUGUAACUGACGGGGCAGAAAAAGUCAACCUCCGCCUUCUGCAGUUUCAUCUAGAAAUGUCGGCGAACUGUACGGUCACGGCCUAGGGAGAAUAUGGGGAGAGUAGCUCUUGUUUAUGCUGAAAAAAAAACAAACAAUAUGGCGUCUAAUACAGUAAAAACCUGGCCAUAAUGUCCUGCCAUGACUGGCUCACAUUUAUUUUACAUUGUACAUGUUACUCCUGUGUUCCAAUUAUAACACUACAUGCAAUGCAAUGCAGUUGUUUUGGAUCUUUCCCAAUGCAGCCAUGUUGCACUCAAUCUGCGGUACCAGUUCUACCAAGUGGGGUGUCCCCGCAGCGUCACAUUACCUAGCACCCCAUUGGGCCACGUGCCAAUCACUCCACCUAUUAAUAAGCACUAGUUCAUUCAUAUAUAGGGACAUCCAACACCUUCUUGGAGCUACUGGGCAAAGAUACCCAAAAGGCUUUGUAUAUUGCACCUUAAAUGAUGUUUACAUGAUUAAACCUGUAUUGGAUAUGAGAUCUUAGACAGGAGGCAAUGCCUUUUUUUUAUCUAUAUUCUCCCAUGGAAAGAAUGCUAAUGGGAACAUGUAUGGCUGUUCAUAUGUCACCGAGACACAUCUGUGUGUAGUCAUCCAAUGAGGGUGUUAGCAUGGUGUUGGCAAUGCCAACAUGUGGAAUAGUAGUGUUAAAUAGUAAUGUAUAACACGUUUUUUUUUAGAAAUGUAUAAUUGCAAAAUACCCUAGAAAAUAAUAAACCAAUGAACGAAUAAUGUCUACAUGGGGAGAAGGGCUGCUUCAGGCCAUUCAUACAGUCCUCUCCAUGAUGGUUUUCAGAAGCCUGGGGGCCAGACACUGGUGUAACUCCCUAUACAGUAGAUCCCAUGGUUGCCGGGGGGCCUGGACUGUGGGGUCUGCUGUAUUGUAGUCCCCCCUCCUAGGCCUGGAGGUUCGGCACAGUAUGGGCCUGGAGUUGGGUGGGCAAGGAGGUACAGUUUGCGCUGGGCUCCCCCAAAAAUUUCUUUACAGGGGGACCGGUGCAACCAAGUUAUGCCACUGAGACCAAAAGACUUGGUCAACCCAAUAGCCCAAUAAGGCAAAGUCUUGUGUUAGUUGGUGCAUAUCGGCUGCUUGGGCCUGUACCAGGGCGGGUCCAAUGCUUCCGGCACACAGGUUUUUCCACUUGCUGAGAAUACGCUACAUGGGGCAUCAGCCUUAAGGUGAAUAGUAAUAGAAAUAUGCCAUUAGCUUCUAUCCCCAGGUUCACUUUACCAAUGAAGUACAUUUUGUAUGCAUAAAACCAGGCCCCCAAUCCCAAUAAAACAGCAGUGGUUUUCAUGCCUUCUGAGGA